GUACAUACAGGUUGCUCUGCUGUGUGAGUUAGGGCUGAGCAGGCAGGACUCUUGCGUAGUUAGAUAAUGGCUUGCGGACUAAGGCUGAGAUGCACCUCCCUUUCCCAUACCUUCCUUUGCUGCUCGCCCCCGGGCUCUUAGUGGGUAGCAGUGGCGGACCUCUAGGAGCUGCCUGGUUCUGGAGCUUCCACUCAGCAUCACCAACCACAGCAAAGCUCGGCAAUCGGGAUGCGGAGUUGAUGCCUAGGCAUCAACUUGUCUAUUUCUUUUUUGUUUUUUAAACCAUCUUCCUUCCUCUUUUCUUUGACUUUGGUUUUUGCUUGAGCUCCUCCCAAACGCUGCCUUUACUUGUCUUGCUUAAAGUGCUUUUCCUUGUCUAACUGGUUGCAGAGAAUCGAGAUCUCCUUCAGAAUGCAAAAAUCCCACUUGUUCUGGGCCGAGUUUGUAGAAUUACAAAGUUUACACAACGACCUGGAUCCAUACAGCUUGUGGUUGGCACAAUGGAAGACUCUAGCAUUUGCAGACUAGGAGUAAAAGUAGAUUUGUUGCAUAACUCCCAAUUGAAUGAUACUCCUCAACAACAUGACUCGAAUUAUGGUAGCACAACUAACAAGAAAUCACUGGAAGAAGAUGAAAGCAGUAGCUUUAUAGCAAAGAACAGGAAUUUGCUGAGCCCAGUAUUCUGCACACAAGAAUCAAGAGAGGAAUCCCAAGGGCCAGAAGCUGGAGCAAAUUCUUCUGAUUGUCAGCAAGAUUCAGAGGGCCACAGAAAUGAAGAAAAAACCUUAGGAAAAGAAGUAUUAUUAUUAAUGCAAGCCUUAAACACACUUUCAACUCCAGAGGAGAAGCUGGCUGCUCUUUGUAAGAAAUACGCAGAUCUCCUGGAGGAGAGCAGGAACGUUCAGAAGCAAGUGAAAAUUCUGCAGAAGAAGCAAGCCCAGAUUGUGAAAGAAAAGGUACAGUUGCAGAGUGAACACAGCAAGGCCAUCUUGGCAAGAAGCAAACUUGAGUCUCUUUGCAGGGAACUUCAGCGUCACAACAAGACGUUAAAGGAAGAAAAUAUGCAGCAGGCAAGAGAAGAAGAAGAAAGACGUAAAGAAGCAACUGCACAUUUCCAGUUUACUUUGAGUGAAAUCCAGGGACAACUACAAGAACACGAUGUCCACAAUGCCAAACUCCGCCAGGAAAACAUUGAACUGGGAGAGAAACUGAAGAAGCUCAUUGAACAGUAUGCACUGAGGGAGGAGCACGUUGAUAAAGUGUUCAAACAUAAGGAACUACAACAACAGCUUGUAGAUGCCAAGCUUCAGCAAACAACACAACUCAUAAAGGAAGCUGAUGAAAAACAUCAACGAGAAAGAGACUUUCUGUUAAAAGAAGCAACAGAAUCAAGGUACAAAUGUGAAGAAAUGAAACAGCAAGAAGUGCAAUUAAGACAGCAGCUUUCUCUUUAUAUGGAUAAAUUUGAAGAAUUCCAGACCACCAUGGCAAAAAGCAAUGAACUUUUUACAACCUUCAGACAGGAAAUGGAAAAGAUGACAAGGAAAACUAAAAAACUGGAAAAAGAAGUGACAGUAUGGCGUACCAAAUGGGAAAAUAAUAAUAAAAUACUUCUUCAAAUGGCUGAAGAGAAAACUAUUUGUGAUAAAGAGUACAAGGCCUUUCAGAUAAAACUGGAACGGUUAGAGAAGCUGUGCAGAGCUCUUCAGGUGGAAAGAAAUGAGCUUAAUGAUAAGGUGGAAGUCUUGAAAGAGCAAGUAUCCGUAAAAGCAGCAGAUUUAGAUUUGACAACACCUGUGAUACAGCCCUGCACUGCUUUUGAGGCUCAGAAAGCAUUGACCGCCCCAUCUAAAAGAGCCCCAGGAGGCAACCUGGACGCUGAGUCUAAAGGAACAAGUGACCAAAAUGCAGCUCAGAAUACCCUUUCCACAUAAUCUCUUGUGGAUAUUAAUUUAGUUGACUAAGUUCAAGUGUGAUCACUAUAUUGAGAACUCUAUUUUGUGUAUAACUUUUCUGAAGUAGUUACUGUUCCUUUUGUGAUGAAAAUUUUCAUACUUUUUCUACCAUAUCUGUAUUUUCUUAGCUAUUGGACCAGAUGGUACAGGGGGCUGCUUAGCAGUCUUGUGUUGUUUUACUGUAUGCAUUUUCCAUGGCUGUAUUUUACACUUGCUUUAUUUUUCCUUCAUUGCAAUGCAUGUGUUCAUUGCCUUGUUAUUUUAAUGUAUCUGCUUGUCUGCUCAGUUUCUGUUUCUUAUUCUUGCAUAUGAUUAGCAGAAUUAAAUUGAGACUUGGUCUCAUAAUGGCUCCUCCAUGUAAAAACAAAACAAAUUUAAACUGUAGUUCUUUACUAUAAAAGAGAAAAUAUAAAGCUGAUUAGUUUUGUCUAGUAGCUCAUUUAAAUGACAAGUUAAGUAUGGGAUAUAAAGAAAGCACAGCAGGAGUUCCCCUCAUGGUUCAGUGGUUAACAAAUCCAUGAGGUUGCACGUUUGAUCCCUGGCAUCGCUCACUGGGUUAAGCUGGGUUAAGCUCAGCAUUGCCGUGAGUGCUGGUGUAGGUUGCAGACACAGCUUGGAUCGAUCCUGUGGCUGUGGCUCUGGUGUAGGCUGGUGGCUACAGCUCCGAUUUGACCCCUAGCCUGGGAACCUCCAUAUGCUGAGGGAGUGGCCCUAGAAAAGACAAAAAGACUAAAAAAAGAAAAAAAAAAUUAAAUAAAAAGUAAAGAAAACACAGCAUAUUUGAUUCAGAUUAGUUUUUGAUAAUAUUUUCAUCACUUGACAAACUGACAUAACUGCCAAGUUUUGACUCCCUCAAAAGUUGCGAUGGUAUAUGUAUGUAUAUGAAGAUGUCAUUUGUAAAGAAAGCAUUAUAUGCAGACAAGUCAUUGGUCUAGUAGGCUGAAUAUUUAUAUGACUAAAGCUAUUUGUAUUGCUUUAGUUUCAGGUUGGAACUGAUGUUUGAAUAUUAAAAAGUGGUAUUUAGAUCUCUACAUUUGGAAUGGGGAAAUUUCUGAAAUUUGAUUUUUGUUACUUUCCUUUGUUAGUUCAGUGUCUAAAAGCUGAAUAAUCGUUAUAUGUCCCUGUAGUGUUUAUGAUCUAAAAUGACUUGGAAAUUGAAUUACCUAAUACAAAAGAGAGCCCACAUUAUAUGAUCCUCAUAAACUUCCACUUCUAUCACUGACCUUGAUGAUCAAGAAUCCAAACAUUGGAGGGAAAAGAACAUACAUGAAGUUUGACUGAUUACACUGCCAGAACUAGCAAAAUCAACCAAAACCCCAACAACUUUUUUUAUAAGUAUUUCUUUUAGUUACUAAAUGAAAUAGUGGGCCCUCUUCCAAGGAGAAAUAAAGAUGUCAGAAAUAAGAAUUUGCCUUAAAAUUGUGAUCAUAUUUCACCAGAACCCUCCUGCAGUUAAACUCUUAACAUUUGUGAAAGUGGUUCUGUGACCCACUGCACUUCUUGUGGCUCUUGUUUGAUGUAGAAAGUAAAUCUUGGGCCGAAAGUGAACUGGAUGGCAGCAUUUAGUUACCCUUUUGGGUGUACCUGGUAUAGUAGAUAUUGUGUUAAGUGAUAUAGAUACUCAAAUAUCUGGAUUCUGUUUGGGAUGAAGUUGGUUUUCCUUCAGAAUUUUUUCUCUGGCUAAUUGUUAUUAUCUGACCCUUGUUUCUCAACCCUGUUUUCAAGACACUUUGGUGCACCAGGAGAAAGUUUAAAUGUUGUAAUGAGUUAAACUGUGCUUGUUGCACCAUGUUGUGGAUCUUCUAGAAUUAUAAAAUCCAUAGUGUCAGGCUAUAUCCAUGAUAUAGAAAAAAACGAGGAUAUAGGGUAACCUACCAUUUUAUUUUCAGAUGGGUAGGAAGAUAUUUUGUGAUUACAAGACCAGUAUUUUUUACUUACUAAUGAAACUACCUUAUUUGAGUUGGUUAGUUCAUUUCUCAGGUUUAUAGAAAUAUCUACCUCUUUCAAACUAUAAAUGAUGUAGUGCUAAAUACACUGCUUUAUUUUUACAGCUCACGUGUUUUUCUGAAGAUAAAUACAUUAAGGUGGCAGUCAUAUUUUGCUUUUCAAAGACAUUUUGUAGAUUUUUCAUAAAUGUGAAUCUUAUAUUAUCUACUCUUGUUAUGGUUGAGUAAAUGAAUAAUAAGUAAUUUAAUAGUCUCUGUUUAUUCUUUACACUUAAUGGACUUGCUAAGCGAUAAAUCAGGUUCAAAAAAUUGUAAGAGGUGGAUUUCUCAGGACUUGGGAACAUACGUAAUUACUGCACAGUAUAAAUAAAAAGGAUAUGAAAGAGACCACCCCCUGAUUGGUUGGCAGAAGUCAUUUUAUUCAGCCAGAGUUUAGUUAGCAUUAUUUAUUUAUUUUUAUUUUUAUUUUAAAAUAGGUGUUCUGGAAAAUGUCUAUAGUGUAACUUCUCCCGAGGCUUUAAAAAACUGCAAGGACUAUGAAUUUCUCUAUUCUUAGGUGACUUAGAAAAGGAUACUUUGUAUAUGGAAUUUCUGGGUCUUUUCAUUAAAUUGGUUGUUGAUAAGCAAAAGUUCAUUUAAGCAAACCUUAUAUUUUUGUUGAACAACCUGAUGCAUCUAGUUAAGUACCGGUUCAUCCAGUUAAGGCAUUAACAAUAGAGUAGAGAGCAAGAAUAAUGUUGUGGAAAAUCCAAGAAUCAGCUUCUCUAUUGAAACGAUAAACAAUUACAAACUUUUUACAUUGAAGAAUAUUUUCUAGAAAAUGAAAAGGUAAUUAUAAAAUGAGAGAAAACAUUUCUAAAUCAUAUGUCUCAAGAGGAUAUACUAAGCAGUAUAUAUGAGAGCAUUCUUACAACUCAACAACAAAAAGACAACAAUAAAAAUAUGGGAAAAUCAAGAGGUAUUUCAUGAAUUUCAUUUGCAUAUCCUGAAAUGAUAUCUUCAUUUUCUGUACCUAACUUAUUGUAUACCUUCUUUCGAGACAUGUCUAUUAAGACAUAUAGAACAUUCUAUCCAAGAGCAGCAGGGUGCACAUUUUUCUGAAGAGCACGUGGCACAUUUUUGAGACAAUAUGUUAAGCAACAAAACAGUCUUCUUUGCAAAUACAAGACUAAGGUAAUACCAAAGAUCUUCUUUAAGACAUAGCACAAUGAUAUGAUAGUAUAAAUCUGUAAUAAGAGGAAACUGGACAAACCAGGAACACAUAGAAAUUAAACAAUCCUCUGCCCCCAAGACCAAUGGUUCAAAAAUGAAAUUAAAAGGAAAAUUUUAAAGUUUCUAGAGACAAGCAGAACUGUAAAACAACAUACCAGAACUUAUGGGAUGCAGCAAAAGCAGUUCUAAUUGGGAGGUUCUUGGUAAAACAUGCCAUAAUGCUUUUUGUUUGUUUGUUUUUUGUUUUUUUUUGGGGGGGGGAUUGCCUUAAGAAGCAAGAAAAAAUAGAAUUAACUAUCUUUAUGCCUUAAGGAACUAGGAAAAAAACAAAUUGAGCCCAAAGUCAGCAAAAGGAAGGACAUAAUAAAGAUUAAAACAAAAUGCAACACGGCAGAAAAACCAAACUGAGUUUCUUCUUUGAAAAGGUAAAUCGAAUUGACACAUCAUUUGUUAGCUAGACUGACCAAGAAAAAAAAAGAGGACUGAAAUUAACAAAAUUAUACAUGGAAAUGAAACAUAAUUUAUAUCAUAGAAAUACAAAGGAUCACAAUAGGCUACUGUGAACAACUUUAAACUAAGAAAAUGAACAGUUUAGGAAAAAAUGGAAUAAUUCUUAGAAACAUACCACUUAGACUGAAUCAGGAUGAAACAGAAACUCUGAAGAGACAGAGAUGAAAUUAGUAAUAAAAUUUUCCCAAUGAAGAAAAGUCCAGGAUCAAAUGUCUUUGAUGGUGGAAUUUUAUCAAAUAUUUAAAGAAAAUUUACCACUAAAUGUAUCUGAAAAUCUUCUAAAACUUUGAAGAGGAAGGAAUACUCCCAUACUCAUUUGACAGUGCCAGACUUGGCCUAGUAAGAAAGCUAAUAGAAAAGUAUAGAGCGUAUCCCUGGUGAAUAUAGAUGCAAAAAUUCUCAGCAAACUAGUAAAUCAAAUUCACCAGCACCUUGAAAUGAUCAUUACCAUGAUCAAGUGGAUCCUUGUAUCCACAUGACUCAAUCAAUGUGAUAGAUUUUUAACAGGGUAAGAGAAAAGGUUUUAUCAUUUAAUAGAUACAGAAAGGGCAUUUGAUAAAAUUCAUGAUUUCUUACAAAAGCCUCAACAAAUCAGAGACAAAAAAAAACACCUCAGCCUAAUAAAUGUCAUACAGGACAAAUGAACAUCUAGCAUCAUUCAAUGGUGAAAGGCUGGAAAAUCCUCAAAUAUUAGAAACAAGUCAAAAAUGCCCAUUCUCACCACAUCCAUUCAGCAGUGUUGGAAGUCCUGACCAUAGCAAUCAGGCAAGAAACAGAAAUUAAAAAUAUCAUAAUUGGAAGCAAGGAGUAAAACAGUAAUUGCAAGGGACAAGGGUUUACAUACAGAAAUCUUAAUGAUUCAACCAGAAAAAAAAAAAAACCUGAUAAUCAUAAUUUUGUAGAGUUUAGCGGUAAAAA
Molecule: messenger RNA, 6541 nt
Organism: Sus scrofa (pig)
Lineage: Eukaryota; Metazoa; Chordata; Mammalia; Artiodactyla; Suidae
Product: gamma-taxilin
Biological process (GO): regulation of cell cycle
Molecular function (GO): syntaxin binding
Source: RefSeq, a predicted model, not a curated record